AUGCCAAUAACAUUCGGAGGAGCACCUAAAUGUCCUCGCUGUGCAAAGUCUGUGUAUAUGGCGGAACAGGUCAGUGGCCCAGGCGGUUUUUGGCAUAAGUCUUGUUUAACCUGCAAGGAAUGUAAUAAGAGACUUGAUUCGACUACUUUGACAGAAAAGGAGAACGAGGCGUAUUGUAAAACCUGCUAUAAUAGAAGAUGGGGGCCUAAAGGAUACGGGUUUGCUGGAGGAGCUGCGUUUCUGAGCACAGAGACCAAAAUGCCCAGCGAGACCGAUACAUCGUAUAAAGGUACUCUACCUCCUGCUACACCACAGCGUCCGACCCAACCUCCUUCAGUAACCGAUUCGAGGACUACACCCUCAGUAAAGCAGCAACAGCAACAAAAUGCUUCUGCAUCGUCUUUUGGUGGUUAUUUGAAGCAUCACACUAGUUACACGCCCCGUAAAUUCAACUUCAACCAACAACAAGAUAUAUGUGCACGAUGUAAGAAAGCAGUCUAUGCUGCAGAACUGGUGUUAGGAGGCGGUAACAAAUAUCACAAGUACUGUUUGAAGUGCAAAGAGUGUGGUAAACGAUUAGAUUCUACAAAUAUGGUGGAUCGUGAUUCAGAUUUGUAUUGUCGAGGCUGCUACUCUAAAGCAUUCGGGCCUAAAGGAUUUGGUUAUGGUAAUUUGUUGACAACUGAAGGUGCAUCCCGUUAA
Molecule: messenger RNA, 702 nt
Organism: Mycotypha africana
Lineage: Eukaryota; Fungi; Mucoromycota; Mucoromycetes; Mucorales; Mycotyphaceae
Exons: 7
Coding region: 1-702 (233 amino acids)
Biological process (GO): actin cytoskeleton organization
Cellular component (GO): cytoplasm
Source: RefSeq, a predicted model, not a curated record